AUGAUCAUUUUUGAUAUUCGAAAAUUUUAUUUUAAUUAUGAGGUCAGGUCCUCCGCCUUCAGAACCGCACACUUCGUUACUAGUUUCUCCUCUCCGUCUUCAAAAGAUAAAUAUGUCAAAAAUUCAACAUCAUCGAUUGUUUUUCCUACAAAAUCUAGUCGUCUACGGUUCGCAUUACAUAGGAUAAGAAAAAUGUUAAAGCGUAUACCCUUUGAAAAACGACGAAUGAAGUUACUAACGUUUAUUACAUUGGUGAUUGUAUCUACGGUAUUUAUAAAGGGGAUAUUAAUGAUUUCUUCUUUUGUAACGUCAUGGAUUGAUGAUGCUCCCACUCUUACAUUCGAAAAACAAAACUAUUCACCGGUUAAAUAUUUAGGAAUAGGUCCGAACAUAUCAACAAGGUUACCAAAAGGGGUUACAAUUUAUCACAUCACCAAAGAAUUUGGAGCAGCAACGUUAGGAGGAUUGGGAGAAUUAGUGACGGGGUUAUCUCAAGCACAAUCAAAAAAUUCAUCAUUAAACGUCAAUGUAAUUAUGCCAUAUUACUCAUAUUUAAGUAAAUUAUAUAGACCUCAUAAAUACGCACAUUUAUCCAUAAAAAUUCGCGAUAAAAGCGGUAAAUGGAAGAAUGUAGGAUUUUUGGUUUAUCGUACUUUGUGGAAUACUUCAAAGAAUAAUAUUUUAACGAGUAAUUCCGAGAUACCAUCGGGUAUUCUUAGUGUAUUUAUGAUCGGACCAGCAUCAAAUAUGAUACCAUUAAAUACGGCAUUUAAAGCGUCAAGUAUAGCAAAGAUCAAAAAUUCAAAUUCAAAAUUACUACCUGAAUGGAAAGAUUUGUACUUUUGCAAAGCUGCCGCUGAGCUCAUUGCGUAUAGAAAUACAAUAAUUGACACUUCGUUAUUCGCCAUACAUGAAACAAGAGGUGUGGAUGUUGUACACGUUCAUGGUUCAACCAACGCAUUUAUGAUUGAAUUUCUUGAUCAUAUUAAUCAUGGUAAAAAAUUUGGAAAGAAAAUUCCCGCUGUAGUUUACACGAUACAUGAUUAUUUAGAGGAACAGAUUUAUUCAAAUGAUCUCACGAAUAUUCAAAAAUUUCUUGAUGUUGACGUAUUCCAAGUAGGGAAACCUCAAUAUUUUCAUAAUGAUCGAAUGUACAUGUCAGGCUAUGCGAUUGAUAACGCGCAAAUGGUGACUUUUGUAUCAAAAGAUUUGGCAAGGGAAAUGGUUGAAUGA
Molecule: messenger RNA, 1233 nt
Organism: Funneliformis caledonium
Lineage: Eukaryota; Fungi; Glomeromycota; Glomeromycetes; Glomerales; Glomeraceae
Source: the annotation of a GenBank genome assembly